AUGCCUCCGAAACCAAUGAUUACCAGCGUACCAGCUGGGUUCCAGGGCAUGUGGCGAUUGGAUCCAACUCUGAAUAGGGGCGAAAGCACCCCUAUUCAAGCAAUUACUAUGGCCGGUGGUUUUUACUCUGGUGGUGAAGACAGUGAUGACGAUGGUGGAGAUGACGACGGUGAUGACGAAAACCAAAGUGAGAACGGCACCCCCAACCAAGCACCGCCUUUACAAUCGAAUACGCAAGGAAGACCAAGGAAGAAGCGCAAAAGUAAAGGAGAAGAGGAGGAUAUACUACAAGGGAAUGGAAGGAGUCGAGUUAUGAGUCCGGGCGACUAUAUCAUACUCUUGAAGAUCUGCCUACGGAUGGCAGACACAUAUCGAUCACCAGAAGCAGCUACAUUCUUCAAGAAUGUAGCUGCCGAUUGGAUGAAAGAGACUGGCAAAGAGCACAGAACUCUUCAUCAAGUGCUUAGGAGAGGUAUUGCCGCACGGCGGAAAUACCUUGAGGAUCUUGGUAUUGGCGAGCAAGACGGCCGAACGGAACGGGAGUCAUACGAGGACAACUGGAUAGCUGUCCUCGAUGCUGAUGCCACUGUUAUCCGCGAGCGAAGAGAGCACCAAGGCAAUAUUGGUGCCAAGAGCGAAGCUUCUUUCCUCGCCCAUGCGGCAAUGCUUCUUACAAUGAAGGGGAAGCGGUCUAUCAACCCGCCAGUGCCUUCGCCUUCCAGCACGCCAGGCACAGCAAUUGUCGUUAUCAUUGAUGACGAUGAUAUUCAAUCUUCUCCAUCACCACUUGACCGUUCUUACCAGCCUUCUCCUUCGCCGCAUCCAUCUGUUGCUUCUCGGCGUUCUCAGAUGCAUAACGCCGCCAUCCAGGAUAACGACAAAGAAGAGCGCCUCUUCUCUAUGGUAGAAGAUCUAGUGAAGACGCUCUCUUUACCACCGCCUCUACAUCCAGAGGCGCUAGAUGGGAACUUCGAAUUCCACUUGAAGGCUCAAGAGGAGCGGCUUCAAGCUGUGUUCGCCACUCAGUUUGAAGAUAUUCGAAGAGAACAGCAGCGGAUGUUCUCUUCGUUCUCUUCGAUGAUAGAGUGGAUGGGCAUGGGACAACGGGAUUGAUUACUAUGUAGCUAGCUAUUCUAAUAUAUACAAAUACUCUUCAAUUGAUGGCGAACUGACUUUGAAUCGAUGUGACCGAUACGCUGGAUCACCAUAUAGGAAGAGCCAUUCAGAAUCUUCUUUGCCUUCCAUAAUCUGCUCAAGUUUGGCUUCGCAGCCAGACUCUUGCCACAUCAUCCAAUCGUUUGCCGUUCCAAGAAAGGGGCCACAGACCGACGACGCCAAACCAUCUGGUGUUACAACAGCUUGCCAUUGCUGGCCAUGCUGACGCUUAUGGCCGUUAUAUACUGCAGGCUGGGCUUC
Molecule: messenger RNA, 1416 nt
Organism: Pseudogymnoascus destructans
Lineage: Eukaryota; Fungi; Ascomycota; Leotiomycetes; Thelebolales; Thelebolaceae
Exons: 2
Coding region: 1-1113 (370 amino acids)
Source: RefSeq, a predicted model, not a curated record